AGCCCUCCAUGAUGUCACAAACCUUUUCCUGUGGCUGAGCAUCAGUUGGAAGACAGAGUGGGGGAAUGAAUCUACAUUAAUUCAGUCUGUUUCAUCAAUUUCUGCCUGCAUGUCCCUGAUCAAUGUCUCCCUACCACCAGGGACCCAAAGUUGAUGAUCAACUCAGGCUACAACCCACUGCUCACAUCCUAGGAACUAACAGGAGCUGGCACUGUGGCUGUUUAAGUCACAGAGGCUUUUCUGAUGCUCCUUCAGAGCAGUGGGGCCCUCAGUUGGGGGUCCUAAAACCAAGAUCCAAAAUGGAGUUGGCCACUAGUCACACUUGUCCUCUCCCAUCCCCCCCCUUGUCUCCCCUCCCUACCCAGGCCUGCUCGGACCCUCCCCACCUCUGGCCUUUCUUUCUGGUUAGCUAGGUAUAAAUUGGAAGGGAGGUACCACAGAGGGCAGAGCCUGGAAGGGAGGGGCCUUUGGGAUUAUAAAUUCCAAAAAGGACGCUCAACUCUCAGACCUGGCUCCCUGAGAAUCUACUGCCAGCUUCUGGGGCUGUGGACAUUUUCAGCACCCUCGCCAUGAAACACCUGCUGCUGCUCACCCUGUCUGCCCUGCUCUGCUGCUGGGUCUCAGCUGACACUAGAUGUCAUUCCUGCUACAAGGUCCCUGUGCUGGGCUGCGUGGACCGCCAGUCCUGUCGCCUGGAGCCAGGCCACAAAUGCUUGACAACAAAUGUGUACCUUGGGAAGAUGUGGGUUUUCUCUAACCUGCGCUGUGGCACACCAGACGAGCCUUGUGUGGAGGCUUUCAACCAAACCAACCGCAGGCUGGGCCUGAACUACAACACUACCUGCUGUGACAAGGACAACUGCAAUAGCCCAGCUCCGAGGCCCACGCCUGCCCUGGCUCUUGUCUCCCUCACCUCCUUGGCUGGCCUUGGCCUCUGGUUAUUGCACUGAGAUUCACUCCAUGGCUGUGUUCUUGCCAUUUGCUGUAGCCUGAGCCUUUCUCCCCACGUCCUUAGAACUCCAGCUUUCCAGAAUGUUCUCCCUACCCCUGGCUCCUCUUCUUCUGAAGAUCAUUUCCCUGUUCUUGUCCCACUUGUUUCAUGGCACAGUGCCUAGAGUGGUCUUUCUAGUCUCCUCUGUCAGCUGGCACUCUCCGCUCCAUUUUUCCACCAAGUCCUUUCCCAUUUCCUUGGAGAACACUCUACCUCCUUCACUGGCCACCGCAAGGGCUCCCUACUUGGAUGCACACUGAUGUGACCCUGGGAUGUGGAUCUAGAAGGGCCACUGUCUUGUCUCCAAAAUGACCCGCUAACCUCACUGCAUGGGGUUGAUUCGCUAAACCCUCUGCUCAUCUCUUUCCAUCGUGAGAAAUAAAUGUCGGCGUCUGAUAAA
Molecule: messenger RNA, 1391 nt
Organism: Peromyscus eremicus (cactus mouse)
Lineage: Eukaryota; Metazoa; Chordata; Mammalia; Rodentia; Cricetidae
Gene: Ly6g6c
Product: lymphocyte antigen 6 family member G6C
Exons: 3
Coding region: 570-950 (126 amino acids)
Cellular component (GO): protein-containing complex; external side of plasma membrane
Source: RefSeq, a predicted model, not a curated record